AUGCCCGCCGCGUCCCGCUGAAUGGCGCCGCUCCGCCCGCUGCUGCUGCCGCUGCUGCUGCUGCCAGGAGUGUGGUGCUUUAGCGAACUGUUUUUUGUGAAAGAGCCUCAGGACGUUACUGUCUCAAGGAAGGAUCCGGUGGUUUUAGACUGCCAAGCCCGUGGUGAAGCUCCUAUAACCAUUACAUGGCUGAAAAAUGGAGGCAAAGUGUCUGAAAAUGAACGGAUCUACACUUUAUCCAAUGGCUCGUUGUAUAUCAGUGAGGUGGAAGGAAAAAAAGGAGAGCUGUCUGAUGAAGGAUUUUACCAGUGUUUAGCUCUGAACAAAUAUGGGGCCAUUCUCAGUCAAAAAAGCCACCUCACUCUAGCAACCAUUUCUGCAUUUGAAGUCCAGCCACUUUCAGCUGAGGUCCAAGAAGGUGGAGUAGCUCGAUUUGCCUGUAAAAUAACAGCAAACCCUCCUGCCACUGUGACAUGGGAAGUGAAUAGAACGACUUUACCUUUAGUCAUGGACAGGAUAACGGCUCUGCCCACAGGAGUUCUUCAGAUCUAUGGUGUGGAACAGAGGGAUGCUGGGAAUUACCGAUGUGUUGCCACAACAACAGCCAACAGACGUAAAAGCACCGAGGCAGUGCUGAGUGUUAUCCCAGCCUCCGACUUGAAGCCUUUUCACAAGCCAUCCAUAAUAGCUGGUCCUCAAAACAUUACAGCAUCUCUUCAUCAAACUGUCAUACUGGAGUGUGUAGCCACAGGGAAUCCAAAGCCAAUCAUCUCAUGGAGUCGGUUAGACCAUAAGUCCAUUGAUGUGUUCAAUACCCGUGUCCUCGGCAACGGGAACCUCAUGAUCUCUGACGUGAAGGUGCAGCACGCAGGUGUGUACGUCUGCCGGGCCACCAUUCCAGGCACACGGAACUUCACGGUGGCGAUGGCAACUCUCACCGUGCUGGCUCCACCUUCAUUCGUGGAAUGGCCGGAAAGCUUAACAAGGCCUAGAGCUGGUACUGCUCGUUUUGCUUGUCAGGCAGAAGGAAAUCCUGCCCCCAAAAUUUCAUGGUUAAAAAAUGGAAGGAGAAUACAUUCCAAUGGUAGAAUAAAAAUGUACAACAGUAAAUUGGUGAUUAACCAGAUCAUUCCUGAGGAUGAUGCCAUUUACCAGUGCAUGGCUGAGAACAGCCAGGGAUCUAUUCUCUCCAGGGCCAGACUUACUGUAGUUAUGUCAGAAGACAGGCCCAGUGCACCUUACAACGUCCAUGCUGAAACCAUGUCGAGCUCAGCAAUCCUGCUGGCGUGGGAGAGGCCGCUCUAUAACUCGGACAAAGUGAUUGCAUACUCGGUGCAUUACAUGAAAGCAGAAGGUUUAAAUAAUGAGGAGUACCAAGUGGUCAUUGGAAAUGAUACAACCCAUUACAUUAUUGAUGACUUGGAGCCAGCCAGCAACUACACCUUCUAUAUUGUAGCUUAUAUGCCUCUGGGAGCCAGUCAGAUGUCAGAUCAUGUGACUCAGCACACCCUUGAAGAUGUUCCCUUGAGAGCUCCUGAAAUCAGUUUGACGAGCAGGAGUCCCACAGAUAUUCUGAUAUCUUGGCUGCCAAUUCCUGCAAAAUACAGGAGAGGUCAGGUCGUCCUGUACCGUCUGUCCUUCCGCCUCAGCACAGAGACCAAAAUCCAGGUCCUAGAGCUUCCAGGGACUGCAGAUGAGUAUCUCCUUGAAGGCCUGAAGCCUGACAGUGUGUACUUGGUUCGUAUCACUGCUGCAACAAGGAUUGGCUGGGGAGAGGCGUCUUUGUGGACUUCGCACCGAACUCCCAAAGCUACAAGUGUGAAAGCACCAAAGUCUCCCGAGCUGCGUUUGGAGCCCAUGAACUGCACGACCAUUUCAGUGCAGUGGCAGCAGGACUCUGAGGACACGGCAGCUGUGCAGGGGUACAAGCUGUAUUACAAGGAAGAGGGGCAGCAGGAGAACGGGCCCAUUCUGUUGGAUGCCAGUGAUCUUGAAUACACUGUCAGUGGUUUAGAUCCUAGAAGAAAGUAUCAUGUAAGGCUGCUGGCAUACAACAAUAUGGAAGAAGGUUAUCAGGCAGACCAAACAGUCAGCACUCCAGGAUGCGUCUCUGUCCGUGAUCGCAUGGUGCCGCCUCCACCACCUCCUCACCACCUCUAUGCCAAAGCAAACACUUCAUCUUCCAUCUACCUUCACUGGGGGAAACCUGCCUUUACAUCUGCACAGCUCAUCAACUACACCGUGCGCUGCAACCCCGUGGGGCUGCAGAACGCGUCCCUGGUGCUCUACCUCCAAACGUCAGAGACUCAUAUGUUAGUUCAAGGUCUUGAGCCAAAAACUAUGUAUGAAUUUGCAGUUCGGUUACAUGUGGACCAACUCUCCAGUCCCUGGAGUCCUGUAGUCUACCACACUACCCUCCCAGAAGCACCAUCUGGCCCUCCAGUAGGAGUGAAGGUGACUUUGAUAGAGGAUAAUACUGCUUUGGUUUCCUGGAAGCCACCUGAUGGUCCUGAAACAGUGGUUACACGAUACACUAUCCUCUAUGCAUCCAGGAAGUCUUGGAUUGCUGGGGAAUGGCAAGUGUUGCACAGAGAAGGAGCAAUGACCAUGGCUUUGCUGGAAAAUCUUGUAGCAGGAAACAUCUACUUGGUUAAAAUAGCAGCCUCCAAUGAAGUGGGAGAAGGACCCUUCUCAAAUGCAGUGGAAUUUGCUGUCCUGCCGAAGGAGACAUCGGAGUCUAAUCAGAGACCUAAACGCUUGGAUUCCGGAGAUUCCACAACUUAUUCUGACUAUUACCAUCUGGACCAGAAAUCAAUGACUGGCAUUGUUGUUGGGGUUUGCAUAGCCUUGACCUGCAUCCUUAUCUGCAUCCUGAUCUUAAUUUAUCGAAGUAAAGCCAGGAAAACAUCUGCUCCUAAGCCAGUGCAGCAAAACACUGACCAGCUGUCACAUACCAGCAUCUCAUUAGCCAGUGCUAAUGAGGUGGAGAAGAAUAUUGAAGGAAUUGCAGAGAAUGAAGAAUCCUUAUUGCCAAUGAUAGUGGGAAACAGCUUCAUCGAUGCUAAGGGAGGAUCUGAUCUGAUUAUUAACAGCUAUGGGCCUGUGACAAAGGCUAACAGCAAGAAAAGGUGGCUGUUUUUCCAAGAUACUAAGAAGGUGAAGACUGAGGAGCCUCCGAGGAGGUUUGUGCAGGCAGUGUGUCUGUACCAGCCCGGCCCCACCGUCCUGGUCAGCGAGGACUCCCCCGGCUCUCCGGGCCAGCCUCCCAACUUCCAGGUGCCGUUCGGCAUCGCUGCCGACACGGAGCAUUCGGCCAACAGCGAGGGGAGCCACGAGACCGGCGACUCGGGCAGGUUUUCUCAUGAAUCCAACGAUGAGCUACAUCUCUCCUCUGUGACCGGCGCCACCCCUCCCGCCAGCAGUCCUUUCGUGAGCAGUGACUCGGGUACGAACGUGAUGAGCCCGGCCGUGAGUGACUGCACAGAGUCUGCUCUGCUGUUUGCUGCUGACCAGACUCCUACCUCACCUCAGAUCCACCCUGCAGUGCAGAACUGA
Molecule: messenger RNA, 3555 nt
Organism: Myiozetetes cayanensis
Lineage: Eukaryota; Metazoa; Chordata; Aves; Passeriformes; Tyrannidae
Gene: PRTG
Product: protogenin
Exons: 20
Biological process (GO): axon guidance; cell-cell adhesion
Cellular component (GO): axon; plasma membrane
Molecular function (GO): protein binding
Source: RefSeq, a predicted model, not a curated record